UUGCCCAAGCAGCGUUACUCGCGUGAUGGCGGUGAACCGCGCAGUUUGGUUGGUGUCUCGACUAACAUCAUCACGAGCAGCCUGUUGAAGGGAGCGGCCGAAACGUCCGGUAACCAUGUGUUCUCGCCGAUCGGUUUCUCCUCGAUACUGGCGAUGAUCAGCGAGGGCGCCGAAGGGCAGACACUGAAGGAGCUGUACGACGUCUUCAAGUUCCCCACGGAUCGGGAUUUAGUACGAAAAGCGUUUGACGGGUCGCUGAAACGUUUGAAUGGACAAAACCCAACGAACGAGCCGCAAUUCAAAACCUGGUUCUACAUCUACAAAAACAAUAGCGUAGUGCAAGCGUACAAGGACGUGCUGGAGCGCAACUACUUUGUGGAGGUGCGUGACAUCGAGCGGAAUGAUUAUAACUUUGACGAACCGAAAACGUCCCUCGACCCGGUGGUGGUCGAGGAAGAGAUCGUUGAGGAGAGUAACAACCCCGAAGGUGACAACCUAGUUGUGGAGCAGAGCGGCAAUAAUAGCAACAGCAAGGACAUUGUUGAUUUCGAAGUGUUAAAGAUUAAGUCGGCACUGCCGGUGGAAGACGAGCUGCGGACGGAUACGGGCAUCAACACGAAGUACGACGAGAUCGAGGAUGAGAAUCCAAAGUUUGACAAGAACAUCGACGACAAAGAGUACGUCGAUCCGACCAAAAUCAAGGAAGAGUUGGCCAAAAAGAAAAUGGAAGCCAUCAAUGAAGUUGCGGCUGGUACUGAGCUAGAUGAUGCGAAGAUCAUAAAGACCUCCGAAGAUCACCACGAUGAUGACCAGUCGGAAAAAUUGACUCUACCGUUGAAGAAGUUGAGCUUGGACGGUGAACAAGAGGUAAUGCAGGCGGUGGAAAGUCAGGGCUCGAGGAGAAAGUUCAACGUUAGACGAUCGUUCUUAACUGGUGACAUAGCGUCAGCUUUGAGUGGAAACUCGUUGGUCGGACGAAAGGCUAAUAUCAAGGCGGAUGAAGAGCAGGUUAACGAAUCAAAGAUGCUGCUAUUUAAUGGCCUGUACUACAGAGGAAGCUGGGCUACGCCAUUCCAGCAACUACGUACGGAGGAAAGCACAUUCUUUACCAACACGGAUGAAAGGCCUGUCAUGAUGAUGCGAUCGCAAGGAACGUUUGGCGUUGGAAAAGACGAACAGUUGGACGCUAAGUUCCUGGAACUGCCGUAUAAUAAUUCCCGCUAUUCUCUCCUACUGAUGGUGCCAAACAGCAAGGACGGUCUGAAGGAUCUCAUCAAGAACUUCAACCCCGAUACACUCAGCACCGUUCAGAAGUCUUUGGUAAAAAUGCCGGUACACAUCUGUAUUCCGAAGUUCCGCAUCGAUACGACAAGUCGUGCUGAGAAGCCACUAGCGAAGCUUGGGCUCAUCACCAUGUUUACCUCGAAGGCGGACCUGAGCGGCAUUACCACCGAACAGAAGAUCCACGUCGACGAGCUGGUGCAGCAUGUUUCAAUCCGUGUUGACGAGGGUUCCAGCAGCGAGAACGCACUGUCGGCCGCGAAUCUCGUCGAGUCGAAAACGCUCGAAGACGAUCAGGAACACUUUACCGCCGACAAGCCGUUCCUGUUCUUCGUGCGUGAUGUCGUCGACGAUAUCGUGAUCGUUGCUGGCAAGAUCACGGACAUACCGUACGUCGAGUAG
Anopheles marshallii is the source of this 1683-nucleotide messenger RNA. RefSeq names its product serine proteinase inhibitor 2.4. NCBI's taxonomy places the organism in Eukaryota, Metazoa, Arthropoda, Insecta, Diptera, Culicidae. Gene Ontology annotation, molecular function: serine-type endopeptidase inhibitor activity. The coding region runs from base 154 to 1683 and encodes 509 amino acids. The transcript is spliced from 6 exons. The record is from RefSeq and is a predicted model, not a curated record.